AUUUACAAGGAAAAGGAAUUAAAAAAAGGUGAAUCAAUGAAGCCUCCCUUUGCUGAAAAAAUACUAUGGGCCAGAUCUCUUUAUAUAAGAAUAGAGAAACCUAUGGAUUUGUUAAAAGAUCAUAUGGAUCUCUUAUCAAAAGAAGAUAGCGGGAGAAUUAUUCGAUCUUAUGAAGUGUUAGCCGAAAUAUUAACAGAAUAUAUGAUUCUGCAUCACAAUGCUUAUUGCCACAAAAUUAAAGAUAUCAGUAAAGGAACUCAUAAGAAAUUUUGAUGAAAUGAAGAAAAAAAUUCCAGAUGUUUUCAGGCCUCUUAUAAACUAUAAUAUUAAACAGGUUGAAUCUGUGAUGAAACCGGGUACAAUAUAUCUUCAGUGGUUGUCAGCAAAUACUGAUGAAUACAUCAUGAACAUAAGGAAAUGCAUCCAAACACUCGAAUAUGUCAUGUUCCGACCAACUGAUGCAUUAUCUCACCGAAUUCGGUUGCGCCUCCAAGACGUUACAGAGAUUUCCAUUUUUCAUUGUCCCUCUUCUCCUUGCCAUCCUGAAGAAUUCCUACCCUAUAUGGAGGAAACCAGCAAGAAAUAUGUCAAAAUACUAUAUCAUGAAUAUCAGAAAUUUGAUAAAAUUGUUGAAGAAGUGGUAAAGCACCUCUCUGAUGAAGCGAAAAUUGCCCAUGAAGAGUCAUUGAAUAUUGAUUUGUUAGGUGGCUCUGGUAUGUCAACUCAUGAAGAAAAAACUAAAUCUAAUGAAAUAGAUUUAGAGUGUCAAGCUAUAAAUAUGGAAAGUUUUAAACUUAUGGAAUAUUUUGAUGUGCUUUUGGCUAAAGCAUUUGGAAAAUGUCUAAAUCAGUCACUAGACCACCUUGCUUCCGUAUUUCGAUAUUCUGGAAAAUUUGAUCUAGUUAUAAAAGAAAAAGAAGACAGUGAAAUUGAUGUUAGUGUUUUGUUCUUCUCAAAUUUAGUUAUUCAAGAUGAAGAAGUCACAAUGGAUCCAAGUAUGAAUAUAAUCCAAGAAGCUCUCAGUAAUGGCCUUGCAACAAUUCUUAAAAUUGUAGAAACUGUUGCCGAUGAAAGAGAAAAAAACAUCUCACUUCAUACUGAGAACCAAAAUCUGAAACCUGUUGGGUCAACUGAAACAAAAAUGACAUUUCAUCAGAGAGUUCUGGAAGCUUCUGAUUCUGGAAAGUUGGUGACAUACCUGGAGACUGCUGCCAAAAGUGUGCAGCCGGAAAUAACCAAAGUUUACAACCUUUUCUCUGAAUAUAAGAGUAUUCUGAUCAAAGAUAAGGAAAAUCAGAUUAAAGAAUUUAUGGAUACAAAGCCAAAUCAGUAUUUUUUGAAGCGUAAGCUUCAAGUUUUUAAAGACUUAGAAAAAACUGUUGAUUUGUUACCAUAUUCAUAUAUAGUUGCUGGUAUUGAACUCCGUACUGUUGAAUUGACUAAACCUUUGUUGCGUGAAAUUAGAAAAUGGUUCUCUUUGUACAGUAAUGCCAUAAACCAAAAGUAUUUAAAAACCAUGACUGAGUUAUAUGAUUCUAUUGAUGACAAGAACAAAAAACUAGACAUCCCUGUUGAAGACUUGGAAGAUGUUCAAAGAGCGAUGGUGUGUUUUGAAUAUUUUCAAGAAAAUUAUAUUGAAAUUGAAUGGGAGUUUGAACCUAUUCAGGAUGCAUAUGCCCUCCUUCAAAAAUUCAAUGUUCCUGUUGACCUAGAUGAAGUGGAAAAAGCACGUAAUUUACCUAAAGUCUUCUGGGAUACAUACUCAAAAGCACGUAAAAUAGCCAAUGAAAUUACUGAUAGACAACACUUCUAUUACGAUAAAUUAAGAGGAUAUGUUCAUAUAUUUAAAGACGAUGUCAUGAAAUUUGAUGAAGAUUAUUUAAUGAUUGGACCAAUGGUAGAAGGGAUAACUCCCGAAGAAGCAAGUGAUCGUGUUGAUCUUUUUUCGGAUCGCCUUGAUCAACUGUAUGAAAGGUAUGAGAGAUACCGUGGUUGUGAGGAAUUAUUUGGCUUUAAGACAUCUGAGUACCCAGUGUUGGUACAAACAAAGAAGGACAUGGUUCUUUUGCAAAAACUGUUCAAGCUCUUUAAUCAAGUGAUGAAAAAGAUUUCCGGCUAUUUUGAGAGCUCUUGGAAAGAUGUUGAUGUGCAGGUUAUGACUGACGAACUGACUGAUUUUCAGAAUAAGUGCCUGAGAUUGCCCAAAGGCUGCAAAGAAUGGACCUAUUUUGCAGAAUUGAAAAAGAGAAUUGAAGAUUUUAAAGAGACAUGCCCUCUCUUGACGAGACUCAGAAAUGAUGCCAUGACCAUGGAUCAUUGGCAUAGAAUCGAAAAAAUAUGUAGCCAUAAAUUUGAUGAUGAUCAAUCUAAAUGGACACUUGGGACUGUUAUGGAAGCUCCAUUAUUACAAUUUAAAGAUGAUGUUGAGGAUGUAUCAAUAGCUGCUGAAAAAGAAAGAGAAAUUGAAGCGAAGCUUAACCAAGUCAUUGCCGAUUGGGCUCUGGAAAACUUGUUCUUUUCUUCUUUCAAAAAUCGUGGUGAACUUUUGAUUAGAGGCACAGAAGCAAGUGAAACAAUAGUGAAGCUAGAAGAUGGAUUGAUGACACUUGGAUCCCUCUUGAGUAACAGGUAUUCAGCUGCUAUGAAAGACAUUAUUCUGAAAUGGAUGCACUACCUGACAACUUCAACAGAAGUGAUUGAAAACUGGCUUGUGGUGCAGAAUCUGUGGGUCUACUUGGAGGCUGUGUUUGUGGGAGGAGAUAUUGCAAAACAAUUGCCACAAGAAGCAGAAAGAUUUGCAGUCAUUGAUAGUACUUGGGUCGGCUUAAUGGAAAGAGCACAUGAGUUAGUAAAUGUUAUUAAAUGUUGUGCUUCUGAUGAUACAAUGAGCAAAGCAUUACCACAUCUCUUGGAAGAGUUAGAAGCAUGCCAAAAAUCACUUGUUGGAUAUUUAGAAGGAAAAAGAAAAAUAUUCCCUCGAUUUUUCUUCAUUUCUGAUCCAGCUUUAUUGGAAAUUUUGGGACAAGCAAGUGAUUCACACUCUAUUCAAGCUCAUCUUCUUGGAAUAUUUGAAAAUGUAGCCAAAGUGAAAUUCGAUGAUGAUGAAUACAACAAGAUUACUGCUGUAUUGUCCAAGGAAGGAGAUGAAAUCAUACUGGAUAGACCUGUUAUGGCUGAAGGAAAUGUAGAAUUAUGGCUUGGAGACUUAUUAGUAGUUCAACAAAUGUCUUUAAAUUCUGUCAUUAAAAAAGCUUAUGAAAGUAUCAAUUCUGAAGAGUUUGAACUUAUCUCAUUUAUUGACCAAUAUAUAGCACAAGUAGCACUUUUAGGAAUUCAGAUUAUCUGGACAACCAAAGCAGAAGAAGCACUUGUAAAUGCAAGGACACAUAAGAAAUAUAUGACUUUCACCAACAAAAUGUUUGGAGAAAUCUUGAGAAAACUUAUUGCGCAAACUACACUGAACUUGUCAAAAUUUGUGAGGGUCAAAUAUGAGACUCUCAUUACAAUUCAUGUUCACCAAAAGGAUAUUUUUGAGGAAUUGGUUAAAAAGAAAAUAAAAACCCUCACAGAUUUUGAAUGGUUGAAACAAGCACGAUUUUAUUACUUUAUGGAUGAUAACAUGUGCAAAGUUAAAAUUACUGAUGUGGAUUUCAUUUACCAAAAUGAAUUUUUGGGUUGCACUGAUCGCCUUGUUAUUACCCCUUUGACUGAUAGGUGUUAUAUUACUUUAGCUCAGGCUUUAGGCAUGAGCAUGGGAGGUGCACCAGCUGGCCCUGCUGGAACUGGAAAAACUGAAACUACUAAGGAUAUGGGAAAAGCUUUGGGAAAAUAUGUUGUAGUCUUUAACUGCUCUGAUCAGAUGGAUUUCAGAGGCCUAGGACGCAUUUAUAAAGGCUUGGCGCAGUCAGGCUCUUGGGGAUGUUUUGAUGAAUUCAACAGGAUUGAACUACCUGUUUUAUCUGUUGCUGCCCAACAAAUACAUAUUGUUUUAUCAGCUAGGAAAGAGAAAAAAGAAGAAUUUGUGUUUUCUGAUGGUGACAUUUUAGGAUUGAAUCCUGAAUUUGGACUUUUUAUCACAAUGAAUCCAGGUUAUGCUGGAAGACAAGAAUUGCCUGAAAACUUAAAAGUCAUGUUCAGAAGUGUGGCGAUGAUGGUACCAGACAGACAAAUCAUUAUGCGUGUGAAACUUGCCAGCUGUGGUUUUCAAGAAAAUAUUAUUCUUGCUAGAAAGUUUUUUGUUUUAUAUAAGCUUUGUGAAGAACAAUUGACAAAACAAGUACAUUAUGAUUUCGGCUUGAGAAAUAUUCUUUCAGUGUUAAGAACACUUGGAGCUCAAAAGAGAUCCAGACCAGAGGAGAGUGAAUCUUCCAUUGUGAUGAGUGUGCUCAGCUCCAUGAAUGUUUCAAAAUUGGUGGAUGAAGAUGAGCCUCUGUUUGUGAGUCUUAUAAAUGAUCUUUUCCCUGGAAUAACUAAAGAAGCUGUGGAAUAUGAUGACUUGCAAACAGCGAUUGCGAAGAAUGUCAAGGAAGCUAAUUUAAUAAAUCAUCCACCUUGGAAUCUCAAAGUGAUACAGCUUUAUGAAACACAAAUGGUAAGACAUGGAAUGAUGGCACUGGGACCCAGUGGAGCUGGUAAAACAUGUUGCAUAAGAAUUCUGAUGAAGGCCAUGACAGACUGUGGAGCUGUUCACAAAGAGAUGAGAAUGAAUCCUAAAGCAAUCACUGCAGCACAAAUGUUUGGCCGACUAGAUGUAGCCACUAACGACUGGACAGAUGGUAUCUUUUCAACCCUCUGGAGACGUACUUUAAAAACUAAAAAGGAUGAACAUGUUUGGCUCAUUUUGGAUGGUCCAGUUGAUGCUAUUUGGAUUGAAAACUUGAACUCUGUGUUGGAUGACAACAAAACUCUGACCUUGGCCAAUGGUGAUCGUAUUCCCAUGUCACCAUCUUGUAAAAUCAUCUUUGAGCCACAUAACAUUGACAAUGCAUCACCAGCCACUGUCUCACGAAACGGAAUGGUUUAUAUGAGUUCAUCUGGAUUAAACUGGGUGCCCAUACUUGAAGGUUGGCUAAGCCGCCGUCCACCAGCAGAAGCAACAAUUUUACGAGGACUAUUUGGAAAGAUAUUUCAGCCUUUAAGUGAAUAUGUUUUGAUCUCUUUAACACCUAAAAUGGAAUUGCUGGAAUGCAAUUAUAUAAAACAAGCAAUGGAUCUUCUAGAUGGCUUAUUACCAUCUUCAGACAAAGAACCAAUCAGUGCUGUCCAUUAUGAGCGUCUUUUCGUAUUUACUCUAAUGUGGUCCUUUGGCGCUCUUUUGGAAUUAGAAGAUCGUGAUCGCAUGGAACUAUUUCUUAAGAAACAUAAACCUAAACUGGAUUUGCCUCAAAUACAUCCAGCUCGGAAGGAAACAAUAUUUGAAUACUUAGUAGAUUCAGAAGGUAAUUGGUUGCAUUGGAGUAACAGAGUGGAAGAGUAUAUAUACCCACCUGACAGCAUUCCAGCAUUUUCUUCCAUAUUGGUACCAAAUGUAGAUAAUGUUCGAACCAAUUUCUUGAUUGAUGUUAUUCAAAAACAAAAAAAGUCUGUCUUAUUAAUUGGAGAGCAAGGAACGGCAAAAACUGUUAUGAUCAAGGGAUAUCUUAAUACCAGUGAUCCCAGUGAUUUCAUUUGGAAAAAUCUGAGUUUUUCUUCAGCUACGACGCCCCAGAUGUUUCAGCGAGCUGUUGAAAGUUGUGUGGAGAAAAAAGUAGGCACUACCUUUGGUCCUCCGGCUGGUAAGGAAAUGGCAAUUUUCAUUGAUGAUAUUAAUAUGCCUGAAAUUAAUGAAUGGGGUGAUCAGGUGACCAAUGAAAUAGUUCGACAACUGAUGGAAAACAAAGGUUUUUAUAGUUUAGAUAAACCAGGAGAUUUCACUACUAUAACAGAUAUCCAGUAUAUAGCUGCUAUGAUUCAACCUGGAGGAGGACGAAAUGACAUUCCAAGCAGAUUAAAGCGACAGUUUUCCGUUUUUAACUGCACUUUGCCAGCACCAACAUCCAUUGACAAAAUAUUUGGUGUAAUAGGAAGUGGAUACUUUUGUGAAGAGCGAUUUUCCAAAGAAAUAUCUCCUUUUGUUCCUGCCACAAGAAUCUUAUGGCAAGAAACAAAAAUAAAAAUGUUGCCAACUCCUGCUAAGUUCCAUUAUGUAUUCAAUUUAAGAGAUCUUUCUCGCAUUUGGGAAGGAAUGUUAAAAAUUGAAAAGGCAGAAUGUAGUACAAAGCGUGAUUUGCUUGCACUCUGGAAACAUGAGUGCACUAGAGUUAUUGCAGACAGAUUCACAAAUGAAGAGGAUAAAAAUUGGUUUCUGAAUAAAAUGAGCCAAGUAGUAAAAACAGAAUUAGGGGAAGAAUUUUUAGAAAUUUUGCCUGAAGAGCCAUACUUUGUUAAUUUCUUAAGAGAUCCUCCAGAACCUGAAACCGACGAAGAAGAAGUUAGCUUGGAAAUGCCCAUUGUCUAUGAGGAAGUUCCUUCAUUCGAGCAAUUAGCUGAACGCCUUAAUUAUUUUAUGCAUCAGUAUAAUGAAAACAGCAAAAGUAUGAAAAUGGAUCUCGUAUUCUUCAAAGAUGCUAUGGUUCAUUUAAUCAAAAUUGCUCGUAUCCUGAGUACUCCCCAAGGAAGUGCCCUGCUUGUUGGAGUUGGUGGAUCUGGAAAACAAUCAUUGACUCGCCUAGCAGCUUCCAUUUAUAAACAUGAAAUAUUUCAAAUAACUCUAACCAGGUCAUACAAUGAAGGCAAUUUAGUCGAUGACUUGAAGUUCUUAUACAAGAAAGCUGGAGAAGAAGGAAAAGGAGUCACAUUUAUAUUCACAGAUAAUGAGAUUAAAGAAGAAUCAUUUUUAGAAUACCUCAACUCUAUCCUAGGUUCAGGAGAGGUUGCUAGUUUAUUUCCUAAAGAUGAAAUGCGGGAGAUUUUGGACAAUUUAUUACCUGUUAUGAAGAAGGAAUUUCCAAAAAGAGAACCAACUCAAGAAAAUCUGUAUGAUUAUUUUCUGACCAGGGCUAGAUCAAAUCUUCAUGUCAUUCUAUGUUUUUCUCCUGCAGGUGGAAAAUUCCAAAAACGUUCUCUAAAAUUUCCUGCCUUGAUAUCUGGUUGUACAAUGGAUUGGUUGACUUCAUGGCCUACUGAUGCACUGAUUGAUGUAUCCACCCAUUUUCUACAACCUUUUGAUAUUGUAUGCGCUCCUGAUAUUAAAUCUCAACUCAUGGAAGCCAUGGGUGUCAUCCACGAUGCUGUUUCUCAUCAGUGCAAUGAAUAUUUUCAGAGGUAUCGAAGACAAACUUUUGUCACUCCUAAGUCUUAUCUGGCCUUCAUUAAUGGAUACAAAGCCAUUUAUUCUGAGAAGAAAUCUGACAUCAGUGGACUUGCAUCUCGAAUCAACAACGGUUUAACAAAACUGAAAGAGGCCACUCUGAGUGUGCAUGAGCUUAAGAUUGAUCUGGCUGAGAAAGAAAAAGAUCUCAUAGUUGCCACAGCUGAAGUCGAUAAGGUGGUUAUAGAUGUGAAGAAAAAAACAGAAGUUGCAGAAAAAGUUAAAGAUUCUGUUCAGAUUGUAAAAGACAAAGCACAAAAAAUUGUUGAUAAAAUUAAUGUUGAAAAAGCUGCAACCGAAGAAAAACUUGAAGAUGCUCGCCCUGCUAUGGAAGCUGCUGAACAAGCUUUGCAGACCAUCAAAGCGGCAGAUAUAGCAACAGUUCGAAAAUUAGCAAAACCACCUCAUCUCAUUAUGAGGAUUAUGGACUGUGUCCUGAUCCUUUUCCAAGAACCAAUGAACAAAGUCACUCCUGAUCCUGACAAACCAUGCCCCAAGCCUUCAUGGAAUUUUUCUCUUAAAGUAAUGAGUGGAAAUUUUUUACUCCAACUUCAACAAUAUCCUAAAGAUUGCAUUAAUGACGAAAUUGUUGAACUUAUGGAACCUUACACUAAUAUGGAAGACUACACUUUUGAGACUGCUCAAAAAGUUUGUGGUCAAGUGGCUGGCCUUCUUUCUUGGACACUCGCUAUGGCCAGUUUUUAUGCUGUUAACAAAGAAGUUUUGCCUCUAAAGGCCAAUUUAGCUUUGCUAGAAGGAGAACAUAAAGUAGCUUCUGAAGAGCUAAAAACGGCACAGGCAGAGUUUGAUGCAAAACAAAAAGAAGUAGAUGAAGUAAAUGCUAUUUAUAAUGCAGCGAUGAGUAAGAAACAGUCAUUACAAGAUACCGCAGAAACCUGCAAAAGGAAGAUGAUUGCGGCAGAAGCAUUAAUUUCAGGACUGCAGGGAGAAAAAGAAAGAUGGACUGAAGACAGUAAACGUUUUCAAAGUCAAAUUGAUAGACUUGUUGGAGACUCUUUUCUGCUUGCUGGAUUUCUUUCUUAUUCUGGCCCAUUCAAUCAAGAAUUUAGAAACAUGUUUUUUAACUCCUGGAAAAAUGAACUUCAGAACAGGAAGAUACCCUUCACAGAAGAUCUUAACUCAAUAAAUUCUUUAACUGAUGCACCCACAAUUGCUGAAUGGGGUGUGCAGGGCUUACCGAAUGAUGAGCUUUCCUUACAAAAUGGUAUUAUAGUCACAAAGUCAGAGCGUUAUCCUUUGCUUAUUGAUCCUCAGGGGCAGGGUAAGGCUUGGAUCAUCAAAAAAGAAGCAAACAGGCGAUUAAUAAUAACCAACUUGAAUCAUAAAUUCUUUCGUCAAUUUUUCGAAGAUGCUUUGUCUCAGGGACUGCCUAUGCUGAUUGAAGAUGUUGGAGAAGAACUAGACCCAGUCUUAGAUAAUGUUUUAGAUAAAAACUUUAUGAAGUCUGGGACCAUUUUGAAAGUAAAAAUUGGAGACAAAGAUGUGGACUUCUUAAAAUCCUUUAAACUUUAUAUCACCACAAAACUGCCAAAUCCCACUUAUGCUCCUGAAGUUACAGCUAGAACAUCUGUUAUUGAUUUUACUGUCACUAUGAAGGGUUUAGAAGAUCAGCUCCUUGGUCGUGUCAUUUUAGCUGAAAAGCAGGAGCUAGAAGCAGAGAGAGUUGCUCUACUAGAAAAUGUUGCAUCUAAUAAGAGAAAAACUAAGGAACUGGAAGACAAUUUGCUUCAUAAACUGGCCACAACUAAAGGAUCAUUAGUUGAUGAUGAAUCUCUUAUUGAAGUAUUAAAAACAACGAAAGAAACUGCUGCAGAUGUGGCUAAACAACUAGAAGUUGCCGAUACAACAAAUAAGAUGAUCAAUGUGGCUAGAGAAGAAUAUAGACCUGUUGCAACUAGAGGAAGUAUUUUGUAUUUCUUGAUUUGUGACAUGGCUAUGGUGAAUGUUAUGUAUCAAACUUCGUUAGUACAAUUCUUGGGAAUUUUUGACCAUUCUCUAGCCAGGUCAGAAAAGUCUCCAAGAACUGCUGUGAGAAUCGACAACAUAAUUCAUUUUUUGACAUUUGAAGUAUUCAAAUACACAUGUCGAGGCCUUUAUGAAAUUCAUAAAUUUCUCUUUACUUUACUUUUAACAAUGAAGAUAGACUUAGCAGAAUCAAAAAUUUCAUUUGAGGAGUUUAAUAUUUUUAUAAAGGGUGGGGCUGCAUUAGAUUUAAAAGCAGUAGAGCCAAAAACCUGUCGUUGGGUUACAGAUAUGACUUGGCUGAACCUAGUUGCUCUGACUAAACUAGAUUAUUUCAGAGAAAUUCUUGUUAAGGUAAAACGUAGCGAAAAAUUGUGGAAAGCUUGGUAUGAGAAAGAUGCUCCUGAAGAGGAAAUUAUACCUGAUGGAUAUCACACUCUAGAUUCCUUUAAAAAACUCCUUCUGAUUAGAUCCUGGUGUCAAGACCGUACUCUGUCACAGGCUCGAAAGUACGUUUCUGACUCCAUGGGACAACGAUAUGCUGAUCCUGUUAUCAUGAACAUGGAUUCCAUGUGGGAGGAAAGCACUUCUCGUUGUCCUCUGAUUUGCCUCCUUACCAUGGGAGCCGACCCUACUCAACAAAUAGAAUCCCUUGCCAAGUCAAAAGAAUUGUCUUUUGGGGCCAUAUCAAUGGGCCAAGGGCAAGAGGUUCAUGCAAGGAAGUUGAUGAGCUCAUGUUUUGAACUGGGUGGUUGGAUGCUGUUACAGAACUGCCAUUUGGGUUUAGAUUUCAUGGAUGAAUUGUUGGAUAAGAUCUUGACUACAGAAAAAGUUGAUGAUUCUUUUAGGUGUUGGAUAACAACUGAGGUCCACCCAAAAUUUCCUAUAUCUCUUCUUCAAGCUUCCAUCAAAUUCACCAAUGAGCCUCCACAGGGAAUCAGGGCAGGCCUGAAAAGGACUUACUCCAUUGUCACUCAAAAACAACUGGAAGCCAUCACUUAUCCGCAGUGGCAACCCAUGCUGUAUACUGUUUCUUUUAUGCAUAGUGUUGUUCAGGAACGCAGGAAAUAUGGACCUUUAGGGUGGAAUAUACCUUAUGAGUUCAAUUCUGCUGAUUGGUCAGCUAGUGUACAGUUUAUCGAAAAUCAUUUGGAUGACAUGAAUCCUAAAGUAGGUGUUUCGUGGCUCACAGUAAGGUACAUGCUGGGAGAGGUGCAGUAUGGAGGGCGAGUAACUGAUGAUUACGACAAAAGACUGUUAAACACAAUUGCAGAGGAAUAUUUUGGAGAACAUAUGUUCUUGGAAACUUUCUCGUUUUAUGAAGGUUAUAACAUACCUAUCCGUAACACCAUUGAGGAAUACUUGCAGUACAUCGACAAUCUACCAGCCACAGAUUCACCUCAAGUAUUUGGUUUGCAUCCAAAUGCUGAUAUCACCUAUCAAAGUAACACUACUAAAGGAGUUUUGGACACAAUUCUCAGCAUACAGCCAAAAGAUGCUGGUGGCGGAACUGGAGAAACAAGAGAAUCUGUUGUUUAUUCAAUGGCCAAAGAUAUGAUGUCUAAAUUGCCCAAAAAUUACAUUCCUCAUGAGAUAAAAGAAAGAAUUAAAGCUCUGGGCGAUCCUGCAGCCCCCAUGAAUAUAUUUCUGAAACAAGAAGUUGAUAGGAUGCAAAAAGUCAUAACCAAUGUUCGUUCUACUUUGACUGAUCUGGAACUUGCCAUUGAUGGCACCAUAGUAAUGAAUGAGAUUUUAAGAGAUGCAUUAGAUAGCAUUUACGAUGCCCGAAUCCCUAACACAUGGCAAAAAGUUUCCUGGGACUCAAGCACUCUGGGAUUCUGGUUCACCGAACUGCUUGAGAGGAAUACUCAGUUCUCAAAUUGGUUGUUUAAAGGAAGACCAAGCUCCUUUUGGAUGACUGGAUUUUUCAAUCCCCAAGGAUUUUUGACUGCUAUGAGACAAGAAGUAAGCAGGGCUAACAAAGGUUGGGCAUUGGAUUCUGUCACACUUCACAAUGAUGUCACGCAACUCACUCGGGAAAGUGUCAAAGAUCCUCCAAAGGAAGGUGUUUAUGUGUAUGGGCUUUACCUUGAUGGAGCUUCUUGGGAUAGGAAAAAUGCCAUGCUGAUUGAACCAUCACCCAAAGUUCUUUUCACACUUCUCCCAGUUGUUCACAUCUAUGCCAUAAAUUCUACUGAUCCAAAAGACCCAGCUCUCUAUCAGUGCCCUGUAUACAAGAAACCAAGACGAACUGACCUAACCUACAUCACGCCUCUCUGGCUAAAGACUAACAUUCACCCAAAUCAUUGGAUUAUGCGAGGUGUUGCAAUCCUCUGUGAUAUUAAAUAACUCUAAACUAAAUUACAUUUAUUUAUCAAAACUUUGCGGAUAAUAUCUAAAUUUUUUAUUUAAUUAAAUAAAGUUGAAAACUGUUACUUUAACUCUU
Molecule: messenger RNA, 11777 nt
Organism: Parasteatoda tepidariorum (common house spider)
Lineage: Eukaryota; Metazoa; Arthropoda; Arachnida; Araneae; Theridiidae
Product: dynein axonemal heavy chain 8
Biological process (GO): microtubule-based movement
Cellular component (GO): axonemal dynein complex
Molecular function (GO): minus-end-directed microtubule motor activity; ATP hydrolysis activity; dynein intermediate chain binding
Source: RefSeq, a predicted model, not a curated record